AUGCAUUGCGCUGUCACCGGAAGCAUCCAUGCUUGCAUCCUGACUUGCCUGAAGCUGUUGCCCUUUGAUCUGUGUGGAUUUCACGAGAAGAAGGACAACCAGUUCAUGGAUCAAGGGAAAAAAGCAGGAAAGGAGGAGGUUUUGAAGGACAUGCGUGAGAAAGAUCCAAAGCAGUAUUGCAGAUUGCUGAGCCAAUACUCUGAAACGCGUUCAGGCCCAGGACGUCCUGCUGACAAUACACGGUUUGACUUUGGCAAGAUCAGCAAGAUCCAGAGGGAAGGAUUGACAGAGAAGGGUGCGCAAUCGAAAUGGUGGUCUGACUUCAAGAAUCCAGAGGCAAUGCAGCUGUAUGAUGAUGAAGAUGCUGCGCGAGCGGACCCGCGAAUUGUUGAGAUGGAAUGUCGAAUAAAGACGGUAGAGUUGGCUUCCAACGAGUCUGGGGAUCCAGAUAAGUAUGAAGAACUUGAGAAGGAACUCUGGAAGCUUGUGCAGGCUGAUCCUUACCUGUCAUCCAUUCCAGAUCUUCAGCAAGAGGAAAUCCAAACCCUUGGCCAUUUCACCUCUGUACGUGACACAUCUGAGCCCAUGGCCAUGAGAAUCACCAGAAGCUGCAAGUAUGGUGCCAAUCAGUUGCAAGCCAGCUACGUACUUUCACAGCAGAGCUUUGACAAUUGUGCGCUGGAGGAGGAGCAGAACAAAAUUCCUGCCCACAUCCUUGAUGUGAACACCCUGCAGGAUUUUCUCACCAAGAAUAGUAUCUCGGAUGCGCAAGAGACAUUGAGCAAGUUCGUGACUGCGUCUUUCUAUGCCUUUCGGAAUGGCUCGACGUCUUCUGGCAACACACCCAAUGGGCUGGGCCUUGUUCAGUACCAGAUUGAAGGCAGUCGAUUGUUUGCAAUGAUUGGUUUGGAGGAAGCCAUGGAGCAUUUGGGAUGUGACAAGGUAGAGCGAACAGAUGAGGACCAAGAGGCUCCAGCCAGUACCACAACAAAUGAAAGCCAUUUGGCGGUGGCAGUGGCCCAGCAUCAAGAGAAGCCAACGCCACCUGUUAAUGAUUUGCCUGACCCUCAGAUUCAAGUUCAUGACCAAUUGCCAAAGCCACCUGAUGCUGGCGAUGGCGAAGAUGAUGGCAAUGAUGGCGAUCACAAAGCCUUCAGGGUUACAACAAAGGGACGGCGCAUCAGAGAAGGGGUUGCCGAAGUUGCAACAUUGCCCGACGUGAUCCACAGGUGUUUUGUCUUGGCGAGCACCAGCAAACUUCCAAAUUGGCAGAGAGAGCUCAGCAACUUCAUGUAUCACGACAUCAGUGAAGAUGAGUUUUCAUCCAUGCUUGAAGAAGCUUGUGGACACAGUUUAAUCAAUGAACACAUGGCCCACAUAGAGAAAAUUCUUGGACCUGAUGCAGAGGACUGGAUUUUUGGCCAUGAAGAAGGCGACCCGCUGGAAGAUUUGAUUGCUUUCAUGGAGUGGUGUGUUGACAACGCACUUUCAAAGGACAGUGAGAAGGCUGCCCAAGUCACAGCAACAUUGUUCCCACAACCAAAGAUGCCAACACCAGCAGUGACAGUCGUCACAGAAACCACACCAGCUUUGCCACUGGCACCACCAGAAGCGGCAGCCAGCCAGGUACCAGCACCAGCAUUGGCGCCAACGGAACCCACUGCCCCAGAGCAACCAGAACCAGAAGCACCAACAGAUGCCGUUGCAUCCAUGGAGGAUGCAAAGAAGCUCAAGAAGACCCAUGGCGACCAUGGCUACGCAAACAUCCUGGCAAGCUUCCAAUCUCAGAUUCAUGAUACUUCUUUGGAUUCCAAGUCCACUUGCGCUUCCAUGCAUGAUGGGCUUGACCUCGAUGAGCUUGCGAAGCAGGACAGGCCUUGUGAGUUGCCUGUGGAAGCCUUUUCUGACUGCCAAAUUCAAUGGCGGGAAGAUGCUACAUAUGUGGUCAACCCUCAAGCCCCACCUGUUAAGCAGGAUUUGGUACUCACGAAAGACGAGCUGCAGAAGCUUCAGUGUGUGCUGGUGGAGCGCGACAAUUCCUUCACAGUGAGAGAGCGUUGGGAAGGUCGCGAGGUAAAGCCACAUGAAGUCGUCUACCGGAAUGCGCAGGAGGCCUUUGGACAUGCCUGGAGUGCACAGCGAGAGAAGCAAAGAUAUGCCAGAUAUUCCAAAAUGCUUCUCAGAUUGGGGAAGCUCCGCAGUACCUUUCUUGCAGAGUAG
Molecule: messenger RNA, 2220 nt
Organism: Durusdinium trenchii
Lineage: Eukaryota; Dinophyceae; Suessiales; Symbiodiniaceae
Source: the annotation of a GenBank genome assembly